AUGGACAUUACACAUUUGAUCAGUCAUAAUUCGAAUCCUUUGAAUAAACAAAAACCACCAUCACCAUUACCAAUAUCACCUCGUCACGAAACGUUAACAUAUACACAUUUACAAAAAAGACAAAGUCUUCCUCAUAUGAUGACACCACCACAAGUUCAUCGUGGACAAGACCAUCAUCUUCCACCAUUUCUUUCACCACCACUUUCACAUGCAUCUCAACCACCUAUAAGAGAAAAUAUAAAUUCAGGUUUUGAAGAACUUAAAAGUAUAGUACCAAGUUGUCGUGGAUGUGCAGAUUCUAAAGCUAUUAUAUUACGAAAAGCGGCACAUUAUAUUCAAGCAUUAGAAGCACAAAUACAGAAAUUAAAACAAUCCAGUAGUGGAUCAACGACACCAAACACAUCAUCAGUUACGACGCCACCAUUAGUAUCACCUGUGAUGUCGGUAAAAUCCAUUCCUUCAGGUCAUAUACAUAUGCACGGAGGUGUAAAUGGUAAUUCGAUGUACGCAAUAAAUGAAUUUAAUCAAAGAAUAGGAGAAGAAAAAAAAUUACAACAACAAUUAGAACAACAAAAAUUUAUGGGUCAAUGGCAAACGAACAGAUUAAAUCAUCAAAAUUAUUUACCACCAGAAUCUUCUUCAUAUCAACAACAACAAUCGAAUCAAUCACAACAACAACAACAACAUAAUAAUAAUAAUAAUAAUAAUCAACAUCAUCAUCAAAGAAAUCUUUCUUAUCCAAUACCUCGUCAUCAUUCUCAAUAUCAUUAUUCACAUCAUGAUCAACAACAAUUAAAAACUGAAAAUAUGGAUUGGAUUCCUGGAGGUGAUAAAAAUCAUCAUCAUCAUUAUAAUAAUUAUGAAACAAAGAUACAUCAACCUUAUCAUAGAAAUUAUCAUCCUUAUCAUUCGGAUAUUAAUUCUUCACCUUCAAGAACAAGUUCACCGCAUUCCAUGGGGAGAUGA
Molecule: messenger RNA, 966 nt
Organism: Cetraspora pellucida
Lineage: Eukaryota; Fungi; Glomeromycota; Glomeromycetes; Diversisporales; Gigasporaceae
Source: the annotation of a GenBank genome assembly